AUGUUGACCACCAUUGUUAAAAGAUGCUCCAUGUGGGUUUUGUUAGCCGCGAGCUUCUCUCCUGCUUCAGCUGGGCUGAGCUCAACAUCUGGAUCUCUGGGUUACCCAACUCGGGAAAUUGCAGGGGUCUCUGUCGUUAACACGCCGCUCGUUCGAGAUGCCGAGGACUAUGCGAUCAAGCAUAGCAGCCACCCUGUCUACAAGCAUGUGAUGCGGUCCUGGCUAUAUGGAGUGCUUAUGAUUAACGCGAACGAGACCCUGCUCAAUAACGUCGACCUGCAGAUUCACGCCGUCUCCACGCUCCUCCAUGACCUUGGUUGGUAUAGAGGCAACUCAUCCAUCAUCAGCCCUGACAAACGCUUCGAGGUUGAUGGAGCAAAUGCUGCGCGUGACUUUAUCCGGAGCCAUGAGGAUGGGAAAAGUUGGGACGAGCGCAAGGUGCAGCUCGUGUGGGACGCGAUCGCGUUGCAUACCGAACGGUCCAUUGCUUACUUCAAAGAGCUUGACGUUCAAGUUGUAUCUAGAGGGAUUCAGUUGGAUUUCUCCGGGCCAGCCAAUGGUGUUGCUGAAGACGACUAUCUCGCAGUCACUCAGGCCUUUCCGAAAGACGACUUGAAAGACUCGGUCAACAGUACAUUUCUCUGGCUAUGCGAGACUAAGCCUGCAACUACCUAUGACACCUGGAUGCAGCCCUGGGGUGAUAAUCACGUGGAAGGCUAUAAUGCGGAUGGCAAGAGAAGAUAUGAUAUCAUUUUCAAGAACUUGAACCCUUAA
Molecule: messenger RNA, 774 nt
Organism: Clonostachys solani
Lineage: Eukaryota; Fungi; Ascomycota; Sordariomycetes; Hypocreales; Bionectriaceae
Source: the annotation of a GenBank genome assembly